AUGGAUCUUGGAGAUACGAGUGUGCUCACCGACGAGCAGCUCAAGGAUGGCUAUGAUGACACCCCGUAUCAAGAGUGUUUCCCCGUGUUUAUCCCAGAGAGUGACGCUGCGAAUGUGGCUGGUGUUUCAGAUAGCAUUGAUGGAGGUGCUGAUUUUGACUUAGGUGCGGCCGCGCUUGGCCCUAAUGCAUCCCCGUUUGCUCUUGGUUCGACUGAAAAGUCCGUUGACAUCAACCGCUUCCACCGCUCCCUUGCCCACGCUUGCGAGCCUCUUUUGAGAGAAACUGCCCAGCAGAGAGGCAUCGUGCUCACCGGCAAGCUGGAACCGUGCACGGACUGCAUGAAGGCGAAGGGCAGGCGAGCGUCGGUGCCGCGGGGGCCGGGAGCGCGGGCGUCCAAGCCACUGGGUCGUGUUCACCUGGACCUGUGUGGACCGCUGGUGCCUUCCCUGUGCGGCAACCUCUACCUGUUCGUCGCCGUGGACAGCGCCUCGCGGUGGAACAAGGUGUACGGUCUCCGGCGGAAAUCCGAUGCGCUGGCGGCAACGAAAAGGCUGCUGGCGGACGUGGGGCGGUACGACCUCGGGCGCGUCGAGUGUUUCCGAGUCGAUAACGGCACCGAGUGGACCCGCGGCGACUUCCGGCGCUUCUUCGACGACAACGGCGUCGAGUUCACACCUCCUGGCGUUCCACAGUAUUGCGCAUCUCCGAAGCUGGGGUACGCUGAUGCGGACUUUGCAAGCAAGGUAGCAGACCGUAGGUCGGUGUUAGGGGGGAUCGUGACGUGUGGAGGAGGCGCUGUGUCUUGGUUUUCCAGAACGCAGAAGUGUGUCACGCUUUCGACCACAGAAGCAGAGUACGUCGCGCUAGGUGACGUAGUGAAGGAGAUUUUGUUUUUGAGGCAGAUUUGGCGUUUCAUGUUGCCGCAGGUCGGCAUGCCGUGCAUCCCCAUCUUCGAGGACAACCAGGGGGCGAUUCAACUAGCGCAGAACCCCAUCUCAAACUCGAACUCGAAGCACAUAGAUGUAAGGCACCAUUUUCUCAGGGAACUGAUAGAGAGGAAGGAAAUUUCGGCCAUCCACGUGCCGUCGCCGUACCAGCGUGCAGACUUUCUUACGAAGAGUUUGUCGAAGGAUGCUUUCGAAUCUCACCGUGAAUUUGUGAUGAAUUUGGCAUGAACAUUUUAUUGUUUUCUGAUGGGUUAUGCUUUGAUUUUGUUCUGUUUCCCGUUUUGUUUGUUUCCCGCGCCAAGUAUUUGUGAAGCGCGAUGCAGCAUUCAUAUUUCUUUGACAUGUUUUUCUCUCUUUUAUUGUUCUGGUCAAGUCUUCAUGGUAUAUAUUCUAGGAAAGACGUCCUUUGGUUGAGAUAUCGGGUGUUAGCGAAGUUUUCAUUGAGAAACUGUUGAGCAGGGGGAUGUUAGAUAUACUCGCAGCAGUAUCUGGUCGUGAGGAUCCCAGGGGGACACGUGUUGGGAAUUUCGUGUGUUAAAGGGUACCACCGGCGUAGUCACGGGGACCCUUUGCGCGUGGUCGGUGCGAUGAUGAGGAAGGCUUGCGUGCGUGCUGCGCUGUCCUUCCUCUUCUUCUUCUUCUUCCCUCUCUCUCCACCACCACCACCGUCU
Molecule: messenger RNA, 1619 nt
Organism: Ectocarpus sp. CCAP 1310/34
Lineage: Eukaryota; Phaeophyceae; Ectocarpales; Ectocarpaceae
Source: the annotation of a GenBank genome assembly